Molecule: messenger RNA, 7092 nt
Organism: Tachysurus fulvidraco (yellow catfish)
Lineage: Eukaryota; Metazoa; Chordata; Actinopteri; Siluriformes; Bagridae
Gene: znf516
Product: zinc finger protein 516
Exons: 5
Coding region: 626-3823 (1065 amino acids)
Biological process (GO): regulation of DNA-templated transcription
Cellular component (GO): nucleus
Molecular function (GO): DNA-binding transcription factor activity, RNA polymerase II-specific; RNA polymerase II cis-regulatory region sequence-specific DNA binding
Source: RefSeq, a predicted model, not a curated record
CUCUGUUUUCUCUCUGGUUAGCUUCAUUGUUCUGCUAUGAUAAACAGUAUUUGUUGUCCAAGAGACGCCACCGUGUGACUCGACAUUAAUAAAUAAACAGAGAGGGAAACAAUACAGACAGGGCUGUGAGAAUGGCAUCUCUGCCUUCUUGAAUGUGAUCAUGUGAUCAUGUGAUCUCACCAAGGACUGAUAUUUCUCACAAAGGACAGGAGUCUAGACUGAGGAAAUGUGUCCUGCAAGGUCACUCGGCCCUGAAGAUAGAUGUCAGGUUUGGAUUAGGUUCAGGUUUGGUACAGUUCAUCUCAUCAAACCUUUAGGAGAAAGUGUUUUCUGUAGUUUUAUACACAGCUACAGAAUAGUGUUCAUGGGACACACUAUGGAUCCACCUUGAUCCUGAACAGGUCCCAAAAUGAAGCAGGUCUCCAGCUGGUAAAAAUGAGUUCUAGCAGAAGUUUCCCCAGCUCUAGUCCAGUGGAAAACAACACAAUUUUCCUAAAACACUCAGCAAUGAUACUUUCUGCGGAGAGAACUUCCAUUCAAUACGUAUGACCAGAGCAGACAUAUUUGCUAGGACGUAACGAAUUAGACAGAAGAUAACAGCAAAGAAGAGCACUCGAGGUUUGACAUGGAGGUUGAGCGGCAAGAGGUCAUGGAUGACUCCCUCUCCAAAACCUCUCAUAAAGGUCCGGAUGAGGAAAAGAAUCAAGUUCACAACUGUGACCUCUGUGGCAGGACUUUUAUGUUCUUAAGCUCUCUGUCCCAGCACAUGAGGAAGCACACAGGUGAGAAGCCAUACAAAUGCCCCCAUUGCCAGCAUCGCUCAGCCCAGAAAGGCAGCCUGAAAGCACAUAUUCGUACCCACAAGGUAGAUAGUAUGAGUCAGAGCACUGGAGGUAAAGAGGAAGAGGUGGAAGAUGAAGGAGACAAGGAAGGAGGAGUACCAGAGGAGCAGGGAGGUUGUUCCAGCCCAACAGAAAGUACCUCUGCUUGCAAUAAAGUGGUCAGUGGUGAGGAAACCUCUAAGACAAGAAAAAAAGGAGUUAAAAAAGAGAGGGCAAACAGUGAGGGAGGAAAGCAGUGUUCGCUGUGUAGGAAGAGGCUCCGGAGUCAAUCUGAGCUGGAGCAGCAUAUGCAAGACCUUCAUGAUACAUUGCAGGAAGAGCACUUGCAGGCAGAAACACAAAACACACAUCCCACGGAUGAAAACUGCACCAUGGAGGAAAGUCCCAACAUGGAGGAAGCAGAGAAAGAGAACGAGCUUGGUAAAGGGGACUUUCCAUGUGAUCAGUGUGACCAAGUCUUCACGCAAGCCUGGUUCCUCAAAGCCCACAUGAAGAAGCAUCAAAACACUAGGGAUCAUGGCUGUCGCAUCUGUGGUAGACGAUUCCGUGAACCCUGGUUCUUGCGCAGCCACAUGAAGACACACAACACAAAGACCAAGCCAAAGAGUGAUUCUGAACUUCCUGUGACUGUUAAUGAGGUGACGCAGGUUGAAGCUUCCCUGGUAAAUGAUGUAUGCCUAUAUGAACUGUGUGCCAAAUGUGGUAACUUCUUCCAUGAUCGCAAGAGUCUGCGGCUCCACGAGCAGGUCCAUAAGAACGCAGAUAAUUCUGCUAAUAGUGCUGAUGAAAGACCAUCUCCACUCACCAAGAGACGCUUCCUAGAGAGCCUGAACUUGAAGACAGCAGGUGACACGGAGAAGCUCUCAGAAGGAAGGCUUGGCAAGAGAAUCCCAGAGUUGGACCCUGUUAGCAGCUAUCAAGCCUGGCAGCUGGCCACCAGAGGCAGGGUGAUGGAAGUUUCUGAAAAAGGCCUGGGAUGGGAGGAGAGGUUAGCAGAUGCAGAUGUGGUCUAUGACAAGAAAAAGGGUGAAUAUGUACUGAUGAGACAGGAGAAACGAAAGAAACAAUUGGAUGCCACUCUAAAUAUUCCUAAUAAGAAGAAGCGAGGAACAGUGACUCAAGGCUCAAGCAACACCAGCACUGCCACUGAUCACCAUAGACAUGGUGGGCAGACAUCAAUAGUGGGUGGAAGCUUGGAGAAUUUGAGUGACUCUGAAUAUCGUCCCUCUUCUCGCAACAGCCGUAAAAAUUCCCAGAAUAAGACCUCUGAGUGCUUGGAGUGUGGAAAAGGAUUUCGAACUCAGCAACAGAUGGUGAUUCAUAUGCUCAUAAGACAUGGCAGCAUGAGUGAAAGCAUAAAUGGGGUUUCUCUCCAAACUCUCUUUCCUAAUACACAGCCCAGUCUUUCUAAACCUGUGGAAACUGCAGAUGACCAAAGUCAGACAACAUACCCUGAAGGUACAGAUAAAAAGCCAUACACCUGCGAUCACUGUGACUUCAGCACCGCUGACUCAGCUGCCUUAGUGUCCCACAUACGCAUUCAGCAUGCAGCUAUCAGCAAUGAGGCCUUAACCAGCACGAUCUCCCAAAGCCACUCUCCUUCCACCAGCCACAGUGGCUACCCAAGGUUGAGGAAUGCACUACUCCAGCAGCCCUACUGUCCCUACACCACCUCCACCCACCUGGAGAGGGCAGCACUAAGCAGCUCCAAGAACACUGAUGAGAACGAGGAUGAGAAGUGCAAAGAGCAUGAAGAGGCCAGUUCUGACAAAAUGGAUGCCAGCCUAUUGAAUCUGUCCGUGGAGGCCGAAGGUGACAAAGAUGGAGCUGUAGUCUCAGUACAGAAUGGUCUAGUGAGGCAUCAGUGCCCUUACUGUUCCCAUGCCUCACUGUACCCUGAGGUUCUGUGGAUCCAUCAACGAAUUGCACAUAAAAUUGACAGCACCACUCUGAUCCCUAAGUGGGCCCCUAAAAAUGGAGUUAAGAGUCCCAAGUCAAGUCUUGAUUUCAAGAGACGCACUGGACCUCCUCCGUUUCUGGAGGGCAAGGACUGCCCUCCGCUGCCUCAGACACGAAUUCUCCGCACCAGUCCCCCUGAAUUAAGACCCGGAGGAACCAAGGACAAACCUCAAAGCAGCAGUGCUGAAUCCACUUUCUCACAAAGCAAAGGUCAACAUGCUGGACGACUGUCACACUCCUCUAAGCAAAAUCCCAGCAGGUCCCGGACAGAUGAAGUCAAGAGCACCAGGAUCAAAGCGGAUACCAACCAAUAUUUCACCUCAUCGACAAGCAGAGCAAAACCAUCACUGAGUCCCCAAAAGACUGGAAGCCCAAAGACAGGUAGCAGACUAAUGGAAAGUAGCUUGCUGCCCCAAGAGGGACUUCGCUUCAUGCUCACCAGCAAACACAAUGCCUCUGAACAUAAAAGUCCUAAACCUCAGACUUCCAGCCGGUCUGAACCUCCGCCCCAGGACGCAGAAAGCUCUUCUGGAUAUGACUUCUGUAGUAGGCUUAAUCUAGGUGGAUCAUCCUCACACCCCCAAACUAAAAAACAGCAGACAGGAGACAGUCCAGGAGCUCUUAAUGACAUCUACAGUUUCUUGAAGAAUUGCAGCCCUCAUGAUUUGGCAGCACUUUAUCAUCACUGGGGCUUUAGUAACAUGAUGAUGGAACCAGCAGGGAUGGCGAGGUCAGGGCAGAAAGAAGGAGAGUACAUCUGUCCAGUGUGCGGGAAGAACUUUAGUCAACCCAGUCAUUACCGCACACACAUGAGAUCUCAUACAGGUGAGAGACCGUUCCAGUGUCAGUACUGUCCCUACAGUGCCUCGCAGAAAGGCAACCUGAAAACCCAUGUCCAGACUGUACAUCGGCUCACCUUUGACAAUGCCCAAUACCCUGACAGGAGGCUCCACCAUGCCCCAUCUGUUGACCACACACACCCUUCCAGUCCCGGAUCAUCCCACAGAGCGACCACAUCCUGAACAGGAAAACCUCGGCUACACGGGUUAAAGAGGAGAACAUGUCCAUCCAAAGAUCUGUUAUCUCCUCUGGGGUAAUGUGUUCAUAGACAUACCCAAGGAGGAUAGAUUUAAUGAAAACACUUAAGUGUAUAUAUUGUAGUUGUUCAGUAAUCUUUAGUUUCAGGUUCUGUGCCAACUGUAAUUGGAAGCCGGUGUCAAGGUUUUUUGACAUGUGGAAUUCUAAGUUUCUUUGCAAACCAAACCAAUGUUUCUAAUAUGCUCCAAUUUUCCUUCUUAACUCAUUUCAUACUUGACCGAAAUGUUGAACCUGACACAAAGUACUGUAGGUUUUUAUGCACUGUCCUGAAUUAUCAUCAGUGGAUCCCUUAAAAAUGCUGCUUCCUUACAAAUAAUGGCCAGGAUGAUGUUAUAAAUUGAAGUAGUAGCCUUAGCUUGUGUGCUUGUGUGUCCAUAUCUUUCACUCCUCAGGACCUCAGUUAGAUAAAAUUCCAAAGUCUGUAUUAUGGAUAGUAUAAUUUUAUUUUAUUUUAUUUUUUGUAGAUUACUUGUGGUACUUCUAGAGAACCUGCAGGUUAUCUCUCUGGCAUUAUACACACAGUAUGUCAUUAUGAUUUCAGAUACCAUGGUAUGUACAGUCUACAGUAAUAAAGUUAGCAUUCGUUAGUUGUCUGUUGGUAGAAUCCAUCAACAAAAUUCCAAGUCAAAACCUUGUGCAUAAGCUAAGAACCAUUAAUUGUCCAACAAAGGCAUCAAGAAUCCUUCAAGACCCCUUUAGAAACCAUGUAUUAACAGUGUGGCAGUCAUUUGAAAAUUGGUGAAACUGGGGCAUUGCCAUCUCAUGGCCCCAGGGUUCCUGGAUCAAUCCUGGGCUGUGGUUACUGUCUGUAUGGGUUUUUCCAUUCAUUUGUUCUCCCCAUUUUCCUUUGGGUGAACAAUUUUUUCCCCCACCUCCAUAAAAAGUACAGGUUGGUCAUGCAAAGGUCUAGAAUCCUGUCCAAGGUGUACUGCAAAUCCACAGUCCUCUUCUCUUAGGAUUAGUAAUCUUCAAGGAUAAAGUCCUUACUGAAGAUGUUUUGGUACUUGGUACAUUCUUAGAAAAAUGAUUCUUUGAGGCUUCAUUGGAUAAUUAAGGUUUCUUAGGUUCCAAAAAAGGCAUGUACCUACAUUCAACCUUUAAGGGCUACACCACAGGGACAACCAGAAGAAUCCUCAAGGUUUCUAAACGCUUCACCACAGGAAUUUUAUCUUAGAGUUCCCUAAUUCAUGGAAGUCUAUGUCUUGUAAAAUCAGGGCCAGUAUUCUCAAAACAAAUUAAAACCUACUCUUAACAUUACUGGGCCCAAAACCAAUUUUUUUUUUUUUUUUUUUUUUUUAAGAUCAAAGGAAUGUGUAGAAAUGUCUUAUUUUCUGUGAUGUCACAAAGAAAGUCAGGAAACGAUCCAUUUUUAAUAUCGUUUGUGUGAUUUACCCUAGUUUGAUUUUCUAUCUAUCAUUUCUGUCAUUUUCUUUUCUAGAGUUAUGUGAUUACCAUUAAUUGUACCUUAAAAUCUCAAAAAGAAAAAAAAAACAUCUGAUGGCACAUAAGGACUUAAAGCCAUGGUAGAUUUUUCCCCCCCCCCCAAUAUUCAAGUUGUUGCUAGAGGACUUAAUAUAAAUGUACAUAACUGCAAUGUUCUGUUAUUAAUUCAGUUUAAAUUAUUGCAUUAUAGAAAUUAGCUUAAUAGCUCUGAUCAGAUCUAUAGAUCAAGAGGUAGCGUGUUUUUUAACGCCUUUAAAAAGCUUUAGAAUGCCAUAUUUUUAGAUGGUAAAUACUUAAAGCAAGGAAAUUCAUGGCCAUAUAUUUCUAUGAAUGUUGAAUAAUAUACUUAGGUAUUUACACAUUUAGUAAUACACAGUUGUGCAAGUUUGAAUACGUUCAUAUAUUUACAGUAGUCGACGGUGAACAUUUAUCUUGAUAUUUCCUGAUUGCAAUGUAUAUUCUGAAUCUGAAUGAAGGAAAACUCACAAAAAAAAAAAGUAAAAUAAUUGCUAGCCAUGAGGCAUCCUGAUAAUGUUAUCCAGGUUACACUCCUAUUUAUAUAUAUAUAUAUAUGUUCGUCUGUCAAUUAGUUUUAUCUAAAGUGAUAGCAGCAUAUGAAGUUAAACAUACAUUUUCCUACACACAGUGAUCAUGUGCAUGCAAGCAAAGUUAAGUGAUGAGUGACAGAUUAAAGGAAAACUUAACAUGAUGUGUGUUAGUAAGGAGUCUGGUCUACACGAUCCAUCAGAACAAUUUCAGUAUAAAAACUAGAGUACAAGGAGCUGGGAGUUGUACUACAAGGUUGAACUGUUUUAUUUUAUCACUAAUCAAGAAGAUUAACAUUUUAUUUCCAUCAAACCUGCUGAAACAAAUGCACCAAUGUUAAACUGGAAAUUAGCUGAAUAUCAAUGCAGCAGUCAAACGUGACACACUAAGUCAUAUUCUUCAGUUCGGUCAUGCUAGAUAGUCAAUAAACACAACUGUCAACAUAAAUAGAAUAAAAACGACUUUUUAAGAGAGUAGAUGAUACACAAAACUAAGCUAAGGGUUUACUUUGGUCUGUUUUAAACAUAUUCUAAGAUUAUAAGAGUUAUCACCUAAUAAGCACAUGCUCAGGGUUGGAAUCUAGUCAGAGUUUUUGUAGCCUUGAAAAUUCAAUUAGAAAACAUACACAACAUAAUCUUGUUGUGUUGGUAUAUAAAAAAACAAAAAAAUAAAAAACAUGAUUUCACAUGUCAGGAUAUCUUUGUAUUGAUCUGCAGUCACCCACAGCAUGUUGUAUCAUAUUCUCCAGUUUUUCCUUUAAUUUGUCACCUGCCCCUCUGUGAGGUAUUGCUGAGUGAAACCCAAUAAAUCAACGAAUCUGAUUAUUUGAACAUUUAAGCAACAAAUGAUCCUAUGCUGAAUUCGAUUAUUUCUUUGCUGAGCUAAAAACCUAGAUGAAUUAGACCAGAAUGUAAUGAGUGAAAUAGCAGCUGUUUGAAAAUUUGGAUUCAAAUGUUUCAUUAACAGUAGUUUUUUUCCCCCUCGAUUUUCUUUCUUAUAUAACAUUCUUUUGUGCUUUUUAGUAGUAGUCAUCCAAUGUGUGGAUUUUUGUGGUAUGAGUUUGUGUUUGCCAGAUUUGUUUUUCCAUAACUUAAUGAACUACACAAAAUUGUCAGUUACAUGUUUGGAUUCAUUCCAUCACAUAUACACUGUCCAUUAUUUAAGUUUGAAACCUCCCGAAAUAAAGUUUACCUCUAAUAUUUCA